Messenger RNA from Doryrhamphus excisus (bluestripe pipefish), 1572 nucleotides. Its product is annotated as galactosylgalactosylxylosylprotein 3-beta-glucuronosyltransferase 1-like. Lineage: Eukaryota; Metazoa; Chordata; Actinopteri; Syngnathiformes; Syngnathidae. Gene Ontology annotation, cellular component: Golgi membrane. Gene Ontology annotation, molecular function: galactosylgalactosylxylosylprotein 3-beta-glucuronosyltransferase activity. Gene Ontology annotation, biological process: chondroitin sulfate proteoglycan biosynthetic process; carbohydrate metabolic process. The record is from RefSeq and is a predicted model, not a curated record.
AGUCCGCGCCGUUUAUCGUUCAUUUCAUAUGACUUUGCUUUCUUUAGUUCUGAGUUCGUAUGCGUUAUUUCUUACUCCGCCGGUCAUCACCGAAGUCUGCAUGAAGAUGCUGCGGAGGGGAUACGUUGCCGUCGUUUUGGUCAUCCCGUUGGGGUGGAUUUUUGUCCACCAGGUUUGGCCCAGCAGCCACGUCUGGGUGCCAGCAUUGAUUCGGGGAAACCAGACCAGAGACCACGGCCAUUCUGCCAGCCUGCCCCCCAUCUAUGUCAUCACGCCGACCUACCAGCGUCCAAUGCAGAAAGCCGAACUGACUCGUCUCACCAACACUUUUCUCCACGUGGCUAACCUUCACUGGAUCGUGGUGGAGGACUCGCAAACAAAGACGUCCCUGGUCAGUCGUCUCCUCCAGGAAAGUGGACUCAACCACACUCACCUCAACGUGAUGUCGCCUCGAAACAUCGACCGUCGAUCCAUCAGGGGGCUAUCACAAAGAAACCUGGGCUUGCAGUGGCUAAGGAGUACCUUCAAUGUGAGGAACCCAAAUCCUGGUGUUGUGUACUUUGCCGAUGACGACAACACUUACAGUCUGGAACUGUUUGAUGAGAUGCGAUGGACCCGAAAGGUCUCAGUGUGGCCCGUCGCAUUUGCGGGGAGUCUUCGGUACGAGUCCAUCAAAGUCAACGCCAAGGGAAAGGUGUACGGCUGGGAGGUUGCGUACGCCCCAGAGCGAGCCUUUGGCAUCGACAUGGCUGGCUUUGCGGUCAACCUGCAACUCCUCCUGUCCAAACCAAAGGCUGAUUUCAAGCUGCAACCGGGACUCCAGGAGGGCAGCCUACUCCUGGAUCUGGUUACCCUCGACGACCUGGAGCCCAAAGCAGAUAACUGCACCAAGGUCUUGGUGUGGCACACCCGCUCAAAAGCGCCCGACUUGUCCGGUGAGGCUAGUUUCAAACACUCUGCCAAUAUGGAGACGUGACAUCCAUGAUGCGGAAGGACGGUGAAUAACGUGGAUAACUGCAGCGGAACCCGUUACAGCCGAAGGAAAACGUUCAUGUUUAGGAAUUUUUUUUCCGGCAUCCACAAUCCUUAUGUGAGACAUGAACGCACAUCCUUCUCUUUGCUGUUAUGAAGAUAUAAAAACAGAUGAAAAGAGGCGGCUAAGAAUGGGACGCACUGGGAAAAAAAAAACGCCAAAUUGUACCAACAAGACGCUAUUUCCGUAACGUGACCUGCAUAUCGACCAAGCUACGGAGAUACGAGGAGAGUGGGCAUCCUUCCUGGAGAUGAACGACUCUCCGGAAAUCUCUCCAUCUCUUCUAUGGAAAACUGCUAACGCUAUCCUACUCAUCACACAAGGACAAGGAAACAAACGGAACUGGAAAAACUCCAACAUCCAACAUUCCAAUCAUGAAUACAGGAAGUGAACAAAUGUAACAGUUAGUGAUUGUAAAAGUACCAGAUGGAGGGGUAGGAUUUAAUAAGCUUUGCUUCUUCCUACUCCUUUUGGACAUGUGGAACUGGGAACUGAUUAUGGGAUGCACUCAAUUGGAAUCUGAUGCAUGUUCAAAUGAA